AUGUCAAAACUUGUACCGGAUGUGCUCUUAGAAAUUUUCCGUUAUUUGAUUAACAAGCGUAACAACGUCAGUAGCAACCAUGGAAAAGAUUUAUUCCAUUGUCUUCUAGUGAAUCGUACGUGGUGUAAUGUAGCCGUGCCUUUACUGUGGUCUGAUCCGUUCACAGAAACAAGUCGAUUCGUGACAAAUGUUGAUAAUAUGAUAUUCAGUACUUUGAUUAGCUGUCUCCCAACUACAAAGAUGCAGGAAUUAGAAAAUGAUGGAAUUCAUAUCAAAAAGAUAAAAUAUGAAUUCGCUGCAUUUCAAUAUACUCGAUUCUUACGAUCGUUGAAUUUCAGUAAAUUACUUGGCAUAACUAAAGAAUGCGUCACUAAGCAGUCAAAUAUAAUCAAUAAUAAUAUGAUUAUUACUAUCACAAUUGAUAACCUGGACGUUAUAACAUCUAUGAACAAGAUCAUUCGUGCGCUCUUAUUUCUAUUUAAUGAAUACUCUUUGAGUAUGACAUCGAUUGUUUUGAAAAAUAAUCAUAAAGCAUACAGCAAUUACAUAGAUUUGCUGUUGGAGCCAGAUUUUGAAUUGUUACGCGCGAGGAUUAAAGAGGUUAAAGAGUUACAAGUUAGGUCUGGAAGUCUUCAAUUAUUAUCGAACAUGGGAAAUCAACAUUUGAAGAUUAGACUCAAACCUUUUAAGCAAAAUAUUUCACAAUUGGCAUACUCGAGAAAUUUAACACAAAUUGCACAAUUUAUAUCAUCUCAACGAAGUCUUUAUUCCUUAAACUUUGGCACAAUCGAUUAUAAGAGUAAUUAUCAACACAUUAUCGAUUCAUUAUUGCCGCAUCAAUCAACACUCGAGUCACUCGAAUUUCACGGAAUAGAAUUCAACAAAACGCCACCACUCAGAACGCUC
Molecule: messenger RNA, 906 nt
Organism: Ambispora leptoticha
Lineage: Eukaryota; Fungi; Glomeromycota; Glomeromycetes; Archaeosporales; Ambisporaceae
Source: the annotation of a GenBank genome assembly